Messenger RNA from Morus notabilis, 1944 nucleotides. RefSeq lists its product as uncharacterized. NCBI's taxonomy places the organism in Eukaryota, Viridiplantae, Streptophyta, Magnoliopsida, Rosales, Moraceae. The transcript has 2 exons. The record is from RefSeq and is a predicted model, not a curated record. The coding region runs from base 395 to 1702 and encodes 435 amino acids.
AAUAUGUUGUUUCCCCCCCUUCUGGAAGUGAAAAACCGGAAAAAGAAAAAGAAAGAAAAGAAAUAAAAGUUAAUAAACAUAUCGUAUGCAUCUUCUUCACUCUCCUACAAUACAUGAACAUACAAAUAAACAUAAACAUAAUAAUAACCCUAACCAUUAGGAUUUCCUGCUUCUUCUCAUUCACACACAACCUCCAUUUUUUUUAUUUUAAUUGAAUACCUAAAAUUUCCAUAGAUCUCACAAUUUCCACGAGCCCUAGAUUUCUCACUUUUGAAUCCCUGAUUUUUUUUUCCUUUGAUGUUUCCGAUUGCUCUACAAUGCACGAUCACAAUCGACCUCUGAAGAAGAAGGUUUGUGAUUCGACGGCAUUGAAUUAGGGUUUAGCCCCUUCCUAAUGGGUUCGUCUCAGUCCGUACAAGUUCCAGAAGACAGCGAUGAGGAAGAAGACGACGAGGAAGAGGAGCCAGAGGAGGAUCAUAACAAUGGCGACCUCAACAGGAGGAGGAGGGAAGUGGACGGCAAUCAUUUGGUGAAGAAAGUCCUCCAACAGGAGCCUGAGAUGCUUCCCUGCCACGCCUCCGCGUCGCCGCUCUCUCCGCAGCUUUCCUCGCUCGGAACGCCGCGCCUGGGGCCCUCGAUCAAGGUGUGGGACCCUUACAACGUCCUGGCUCCGCCUCCUCCUCCUCCUCCUCCGCCUCCACCGCCGUCGGUGUUCUCGCGGAGCUUCUCCAUGGUGGAGGAGGAUCGGAUGGUGGCGGCGAUGGUUGUGACGACGGAGGUCUUUCUGAUUAGCCACGGAGAGUGUCAGCUGAGUCUGAGGCCGGAUUUGGUCGCUGGACGGUGCCCCAAUGCGGCGCUCACGGCCAAUGGGAAGCGCCAAGCUAGGGCCUUGGCGGUGUUCUUGAAUUCCCAGGGUGUCCGAUUCAAUGCCGUGUAUUCUUCGCCGUUGGAUCGGGCGCGAGCCAUGGCGAUCUCGGUUUGUCAGGAAAUGAACUUCGCAGAGGAACGGAUACAAACCUCAGAUGCACUUGUGGAGAUGAGUCAGGGGCACUGGGAGGGCUGCCUCCGCUCAGAAAUAUACUCAGCUGAAAUUUCGAGCUUCAUUGACAGUAUUCAGCCUGAUUUUUCUGCCCCAUCUGGGGAGUCACUUAGGCAAGUGGAAUUCCGAAUGGUUAAUUUCCUGAACGGGACAGUCUUAGGACUGCCUGAAAAGUUGAGGUCUGAUUUCUCAUCACUCCAUCAGAUGGAGAACCAAGGGUUUGCUCUCCACAAUCCCCAUGCUUUAACCAACUCGAUUCAUGACCGAGAAGGGCCGUCUCUGGCUGCACCUCACUGGGAUAUGCUUCAGAGGCCACGACAGGGGUUUCUUCUGAGAAAAAAAUCAGGGAAGAGCAGACUGCAAUUUAUGACUUCUACUGGAGAGCAUGAGGCUGAAGACGAAAUCUCCCCUCAAGAACCCAACCACCAAAACUCCUUACACGAUUUAAGUGGCAGGAGCUCUGCAUAUGCUUCAUCUUGUAUUGGUAUUUUCAGCCACGCAGUGCCAAUUAAGUGUCUCCUCACAGGAAUCCUUGGUUGCAGCCCGCUGAUGUCGCAUAAGAUCUGCAUAGAAGAUUCUUCGGUGACGGUGUUACAGCAUUCGUGGAAAACUGGUUGGCAGAUAAAAAAGUUGAACGAUACUGCACACCUUAGGCUUCUCUAGUUGGAGUGUUUAACCCGAGAUUCACCAAUGGACAGUGAGGUCUCAAUUAUUGGGCAAGCCCUCGCACGAUUUCUAAAAUGAACAUUAUGUUGCGAUACAUGGUACUGAACGAAGCUGCAGCACCUUCUUUUUUGCUCCUUGUUGUAAUCUUUGCCAUAUUUAUUUUUAUUUCAGGAUUUACCAACUCAAAAGAAAACUUAUUGCCGCAGGAGUUGGAUCUUUGUAUUGGGUGAUUCUUUUGA